Messenger RNA from Helicoverpa zea (corn earworm), 4279 nucleotides. RefSeq lists its product as uncharacterized. The transcript has 2 exons. Lineage: Eukaryota; Metazoa; Arthropoda; Insecta; Lepidoptera; Noctuidae. The coding region runs from base 207 to 2423 and encodes 738 amino acids. Gene Ontology annotation, molecular function: zinc ion binding. Gene Ontology annotation, cellular component: nucleus. The record is from RefSeq and is a predicted model, not a curated record.
UCGCCAGCUAAAAUUGUACUCUGUGUAUCCAGCCAUGUUGUUCUGUCUCGUAAUAAUUUUCCUCUAGUUUCUACGAGUGUUACUUAAAAUGGUUGAAUAUUGAAUGAAUAGCAUUCUCUGUGUGUAUACAGACAUUUUAAAAGCGUCACAAAGAGUUCAUUAUCUUAUUACGAAGGUGUUGUAGCUACAGUAAUCUUUGAAUUACAAUGGCCAAGAAAAAGGUGAAAUCUAAGGCUAAACAACCAUCGAAAUCAUCUGUAGCCCAGAACAUAAGUUCGGAGGUAAUAGCUGCGGCUUAUAGCCCUGCUGCCCAACCAGUUUUCAUGAAAGUUUGUCGCCUGUGCGAAAGCAAAGAUGGGCCCUUUCUCAACAUCUUUGACGCUGACAAAGUUACUGCCAAAAAGAUUGACGAAUUGAUGCCUUUUGGGAUUACAGAAAAUGAUGAUCUUCCACACAAAAUUUGUUUCCGGUGUUCAGCAAAAUUGGAAGAACUUUACGAAUUUAUUCAGAAAUGUAUCAAGACACAAGAGAGUUUGCGCUCAUCAAUAGGUAAGACUGGCCCAUUUCUCACUAAAACCAAAACUAGAAAAGCUUGGGAAGAAAAGUUGAAUAAAACUAAUAUGAGCAAUGAUGACAUCUGUGAUGCUUUGAUAAAGAAAGCAAUGGAAGGUAUAAAAGAAAUUCCUCUUACGUCACCUGAAAAAGAAGAUUCACCUCCACCACCUAAAAGGGUUACUAGAACUGCUCAAAGAUCUGAGACAGUUGCAUUUAAAAAAGAAUCUACGUCUGAAGAAGACGAGGAAAGUGACAAAAAUACUAAAAGAAUUGUUGUGCCCCCAGAAAAAGUUAAUACAAAAGUACCCCCUUCUAAACCAACCGCUUCUAAGCCACCUAAAUCUAGUAAUAGGAAUUCUGGUACUCCAAUACAACCCAGCAUUAAUAAAAAUACACCACAAAGUGAAGCAAAACCUAGUGUAGUGAAAGUUAAAAACAAUUCACUCAUAAAUAAUUUAAGCUUUGAUUACGAAGAAGAAAAACCAUCUAGUGAUGACGAAAAAUCGGUCACAAACGAAGAAAAGUCAUCCAAAAAAGAACAAAAAGCCAAGGAGGUGGAGGCCGAAAAACCUUUUAAUAUAAUGGACCACAUAAGCAUUAUUAAAGUAAAUCAAGUUGGUGUGCUAUUUCAGUGCAAAUUCUGCAAUAGGAACUUCCUGAAAAAAGAAGUAGUCGAAUCUCACAAUUGUGCAAAAAAUGGAAUUCCGAAACAGAUGCCUAAGACUGACCCUAUUCCAGAACCUCCUCGUGUUUCUACAGUUAAAUAUAUAAAACUUGAUGGUGAUUUGAAAAAGCCAAACUCAUGGAAGUCCUAUUCGUAUGAAAAUGGUCAUUCUUCAAGUGAUCAUAACUCAGGUACUACAAAUAGCAAUAAAAAUAUCGAUAGUAAUGACAGGAUAGAAAAAGAGCAUAGACCAGAAGAAAAUGUUCAACCUGUUCCAAAAGUAAAACCUAAGCCAAGAAUAGGACCAGCAAGCAAAAUCAGACGCUUCGAAACUGAUUCGAAUUCAGGGUCUGCUCAAAAUGAUUCCGAUUCUCAACAAUCACAUUCAUCUAACGUUCAGUCACCAUCGGUACACAUUCCUUCUGCGCCUAAUCUGAAUGGUCGCUUUAAAUUAGUUCCUGGGCCGAAUAACAUAUUUACCUUGGUUGAAGACACAGUAGCGCCUGCUACAGGAAACCAAAAAUCUGGCAAGAAACGAAAAUCUGAUAGCGAAAGUGAAUUAAAAUCAAAAGAGCGUAAAAAAGAUUACCAUGAAAAAUCUAAAAGUCCAGAUGAUGAUAAACCAAAGCCAUACCCGGUCGGAUUAUUUCAAACUGUAGCCCGCCAGUGUGAACCUAUAAAUGUUGCCCCUCCGACCUCAUUUACAACGCCCGCCAUGAAAAAACAGUCUUAUACUAUAGUUCAGACUGGGAAUCCCAGUAAAUUACUAAUAUCAACGAAAGCGCUAGCUCCCCCCGCAGAAGUGCCUAAAAAACGCCAAAGGAAAACGAAACCUGAAGUAAGAGAAGAUGUGGAAGAGCAAGAACCGUUUCGAGUCACGUUAGAAGACGUGGCACAUCCGAAGGACACAGGUUUCUUUACCUUUAUUAAUGUAGACCCUCUUUUGCAACCAUCAUAUGUUUUACCCACAGAUAAUAUUAUCCAAGAAUCACAAAUUUCUACUUCUACAGCUCUUAAUGCUCCAGAAAGCAGUAAAGAAAGUAAAGAUAAAGAUAAAGACAAGUAUUCAUGUAAUAUGUGUGGAGAGAAUUUCACAAGGGAGAAAAAGUUGCUCGCCCAUAUACAGCUUCAUUACACGAAGAUGGAUGAAGAGGAUCUUUUAAGAGCGGAGAAGGGUUCUUCCAAGAAGAGAUCAAGAAAAUAAAAGCGGUAGUUUUGCGGUUAUUAUUAGAAGCGAGAUUUAUUCAUAUUUAUAAACAAUCGGGCCUUAGGCGCGAUAUAUUACUAAAAAGAUACAAUACCUGUACCGAAAGAAAAAGGUUUCGUACUUUUAUAGUAAUAGUAGCUGUUUCCCCGCGAUUUCACCCGCGUUCCAAAACGUCGACAAAAUAUAGUCAAUUUGCUUGCAUCAGGACUGCUGUCACAAAUCACCGAUCCUCUCGAAAUACAUGUAGAGAGUUGCUACCUCAUUGCUACCAGCUACCAUUAGUACCUUGGUUUUAAAGAUAUUCAUUUUCUAACAAAAAUAAAUUAGCAAUAUCUUCAAAACCACGAGGGUAGCAAUUGGUAGCAACUAAUGGUAGCUGGUAGCAAUUAGGUAGCAACUCUCUAUUAUGUCUUUCGAGAGGAUCGGUGAUUUGUGACAGCGGUCCUGACGCAGACGUCAAUUUUACUCGGGAAUUGUCUUCCCACCAGUAAAAGAAUUUUUGAAAUCGUUUUAGUAGUUCCGGAGCCUUUACGGUACAAACAAUAAAAAAAAUGUUUCCUCUUUAUUACAAAUAUUAGUAUCAAGCUUAAGUCCCGAUUGUUUAUGAAUAUGUAUACAACUCCGGAAAUUUAAAAGCCUUUCAGUGAGAUUUAUUACUUGUGACUACAGCUUCUGUUAAGGACACAGCAGUAGGCUCAGAGUUACGUUUUCUGUCGCGCAGUAUUGUGAGAUAUUGCCAACAAAAUAAAUAAUUCAAUGUGAACGUUUCGACUGUUAACGGGAAAUCCAAAAAUAAAAUGGUUUUUUGAUGUUUUACUUUUAAGAUCUUAUCAUUCGCAGUAAUAACAUACCUCAAAGUAGUUUUUGAUAUUUAACUCCGAAAGUUCUUCUAAUCCGAUUGUGUAACCCGGUAAACAUUUUAAUGCAAAAGAUAGUUGUAUUUCGUAAGACUUAAAAAAAAAACAUUUUGUUAUGUAUAUUCCGUUAACAGGCGAAGCAUUCACCUAAAUUUUUACCUUUAUGAUUACAGUGGUGCAAAUGUUCCGAAAUUCUUUCAUCAUUACAAUUUUCACGUGACAAGCAUCUAAUUAAAAACUACAAGAUGCCGUUGUUGCGAAAAUGUAGCAAGAUUUCGGUAAAACCUUAAUUCUAUUAAAUGUUGUAAAUAAGUUAAGCCAUGAGCAUGAUAGGAAAUAUUUUAUUUUUCCCUAAAACUUGCGGUAAUGCGUCGAUUGUAAAAUUGUUGUAAUAUUCACAGUUUACUUUAAACGAUUAGUUGAGUAUUCGUUGGCCGCGUACAAAGCCGCGGGGAUAGGACAGCAAUCGGGGACGGGGUAAGGGGAAAGCUUCGAGUCUUGUCGCCCUAAAUUUCCUCAGUCCUGAUUUAUCCCCAGGGCAUUUUCUCCUCAGGCAUGGACCCAACUAAUCACUUCGGCGUUAGCUGGGAGAUAUACUGCGUCCGAUGUAUCUUGGUGAGUCUUAGGUGGGCCGACUAGCUGUGUUGUAAAUAGUUAUUUGGAAACCUACUGUCCAUCUAUACAGCUCACUUUAGACUCCAAAUUGCAUCGGGCGUACUGUAGUUUGGUUAAGUUUUUAUAUAAAAGUUUAUUUCUAGUGUUGCCAGAUCUAAAAUGAGUACCUAUAUGGUAGAAAAAAGUAUAUUCAAAUAAAAAAGUUUUCUAUUAUACCUAUAUAUACUUUUUUCUACCAUAUUUUUCGUUUUGCAAUUUUUCACUGUCGCUGAGACUGAAUUGAAUGCAGUCAAUUUAAGGACCUCUUGAUUUUAAGUUGUUUGAAAAUCAAACUAAAUAUCAAUUCCGUAAUAUAGUCUGUUUUUUAAUCUCGUAGACUAA